Actinia tenebrosa (Australian red waratah sea anemone) is the source of this 1162-nucleotide messenger RNA. RefSeq lists its product as uncharacterized. Lineage: Eukaryota; Metazoa; Cnidaria; Anthozoa; Actiniaria; Actiniidae. The record is from RefSeq and is a predicted model, not a curated record.
AUGCCAUCAACGCAAGAUGAAUGGCUUGAAGUAGCGGAUGAAUAUAAAACCAAAUGGAACUAUCCAAACUGUGUUGGAGCCAUUGAUGGGAAACACAUAGCCAUCAGACAGCCCCCUCACUCUGGCUCAGAAUACUUUAACUACAAGCAUUUUUUUAGUGUUCUAAUGCUAGCUCUUGUGGAUGCUAACUACAAGUUCCUAUAUGUCAAUGUUGGUGCUCCUGGCCGGGCUGGGGAUGCAGGAGUGUUUUCAGAAUGCUCCCUAAAGAAAGAACUGAUUACAGCUCACUUAUGCUGGCCUCUCUGAGAGUACGACGUUUAAAAUCAAGAGACCGAACAUCGUACAAACAAGGAUAAUCCGGCCAGAGUUCAACCAAUUUCUCUUYUUGUUGUAGUUSUACCACUGGCGCCGCCAUGUUUGUUUUGAUUUUGAGGUCAUCACGUGACAAAACGGGCGCUUAUGAUUGGCUGUGGGGAAAAAUCAGGCGAGCAAAACGUUCACGUCCUCCGUAAACUUUGCAAUUUUCGUCAUGCGAGUUCAAAAUUUUCAAGCAAGAGAGAAAAUUGACUCAGCGCCUCGCGAGAAGUUAAAACAUUCGAAAUCUACCCGCAAACGGUGAGUUUUCUGCCUCGCRUGCCAGUGAGAAAAUUGCUCGCGAGGCAAAUUGCUCACCGUGUGCGGCGGYCUUUGCCAUAAAGUUUCUUAGGAAAAUCAUAAUUACUUGGCUGAUUGGGAUUUUGGAGUGAAUUUGCUGUGUUACGAAUAUCCUGAUCCGGCAAAACCGUAGAUUCGGUAGAGUCUUGUGAUAACGUCAAUGGCUGUUCCUCUGUUUUAUCUUGCAAUUCCGGUUGUCUUGUCACUUUUUGGAAAUACUUAUUSAUAGUAUUUUUUUUAUUUGACAUUUCAUAUGUUUCCUCCUUUUUCUACUGGAUGAUAUUAGAGAAAAUUUUGUUCMCUUGUCGCUCAAUACAGCAAAUGUCUAUAAUCGUCAACUUCAACGAUCCUCGCAAAAGCAGUACKGUCAACCCUUUGAAUGGCAUGUAUAUCUUCAACACUCAACUUGUGGCCAGUGCUAUCUAGUUCCACUGUAUUAUKACUGUAUUGUAAUAGAUGUAAUAGAGUGGAUAAAUUUGGAGCUUCAGUAACAUAGGCAACAUUGAUC